GCGCGCGAGGGCAGAAGCGCGAGACGGUGCAGGGAAAACGUCAGGACUCUACCGGAUAUUUCAUUCAGACAAAAAAAAACCUCUUUGCUUUUAUUCCCAUGCGGUUAAACCUUGAAAGAAAUUAGCUUUUAUUUUGGUUUGUUAUGGAAUUUCUGAAAACGCAAAUUAUCAAAUGAACGCUGCUCAUAAGAGAAUGAGUUUACAGUCAUUUUUCUUUGAACGCCACAUCGCAGCUGCGUUUACAUUCCUUUACUGUAAUUUUUUCAACCUUUUUGGACUGAAGUGUUGUUAUUGAGGGAUUGUUAUUAUUAUUUUUUUAGUUCGGCAUGACGGAAAUCAGCGAAAAAGAGAAUGAGCCUCAGCACCGCGACUUUAACCAAAACCAGCAGACCACCAGCCAACAAGAAUCAAAGCUGCAGCGCCUGAAGCGCUCUCUGUCCCUCAAAUCUGUCAUGCGCAGCAAGAGUGUGGACAACUUUUUCCAGCGUAGCAAUGGCGAGUCAAGGCCAUCCUCAGCCUUCAUCACUGCACCCCCACCGCCGUCUCCUCCUCCCCUAUCGGAGUCACCUUUAGGCUACGAGCGCUCGCCUUCCUUAUCUCCCAAUGUCAGUCCGAACCCUUCAUUGUCAUCACACUCCCCUUCCAUCAGUCCUUCUCUGUCCGCAAACUUCAAGAUCCAGCUGAAGUCUCAGACCAAGCCAUUACAGCCAGGCAAGACCCACUGUUUCCAGGAGCAUGUCUUCCGUAAGCCUACCAGCUGCCAGCGAUGCAAACAUAUGAUCCAAGGAAACUCCAAGCAAGGUUUGCGCUGUAAAGCCUGUAAGUUGGCAGCCCACCUUUGGUGCUCCUCUGAGCUCUCCCAGCAGGCCUGUAACGGCAAGGCGGGAGCUUUUAAGAGAAACUUCAGCUCUCCUCUGCUGUCCAUUGAUCCACUGGGUGUGGUCAGAGAGGCUCCUGCUGCCCAAGAGGCAGAUCAUGUAAUUGUUGAUCCAGUGUAUGAGGCUCUGCGCUAUGGCACAUCGCUGGCUCAAAUGAGUCGCUCCAGCUUUGGAAGUGUCUCCGAGUCUCCCUGCCAUGAGACAGAAAGACUUCAGGAAAAACUAGAAAACCAGCCUAUAGCUGAGGAGGAGCAAAUUCCAGGAAUGCUCACCCCUCCUGAAAGCGAGAAAGCCGAUUCAGAAGACCGGGUCAGCCUGAAGACGCCCAAGCGAGUGCCAGUUCAUUCCCUCCACACAUAUGUGGCGCUCUACAAGUUUUUGCCUCAGGAGAAGAACGACUUGGAACUACAACCUGGAGACAGAGUUCAAGUAACAGAUGACUCAAAUGAAGACUGGUGGAAGGGGAAAAGCGGACACAAGGUGGGAUUUUUCCCUGCUAACUUUGUGCAGCGGGUACGCCCCGGGGAGCGGGUGUAUAAGGUCACUACUGCUUUCCAUGGCAACCGAGACAAAGGCCAGAUGACUGUAAAAGAAGCCCAGAUCUGUGUUGGUAAAAACGAGGAGAUUGACGGCUUCCUCCGGCUAAGCAGCGGGAAGAAGCGAGGCCUGGUCCCUGUGAACUACAUGAUAGAAAUAUGACCGAGACAAACCUCUCCUUGACCUUUUAUCCGAUAAAGGAGUUUGCAUUGAUGGAGGAUCGCUCAGCAGUGUUUAGCCAACACUUCACUGACGACCGCCCACCUCCAGCUCUCCAAAAACGGCAGUAAAUUAGCAGCUUGAGUGGACGAGAGCACGCGGCUUCGCUUUCCUCUGCAGCAGUCUAAAGAGAGCUUAAGACGUGAUGGAGCAUCUUCACAGCUACAGUCCUGUAGCAUAACAUCACUUUUGUAUGUAAGAGAAAUGUAGCAUCGUAUUGAGAGGUGUACAAGAAGGCCGGUUACCUCACUUGCCAUCUCCUCUGGCCAGCUCCUUUAGGAAAAAGGAGACAAUUUUGUGAGAGCGUCAGAGCAUGUUAAACAUUUAAGUCAGAAGUGAGCAGCCUGUGUUCAUCUCAAGACAAGAUGAUUAUUAUUCUUGCUUUUGCAAACACCUCUAAACUAACCAGAUGCUUUAUUUGUGUCUAAAACAUGUUUUUUCAUGCAUUCUCUGUUGAUCAACUUGUGCACGUUUAAUGCUGUAAAACAUAUGCAUACAUGUCACUUCUGUUUAGAUUAGAAGAAAAAUCAGGUAUUUCGCUGCAUAAAAACAAAUAUCUCCUCAGUUCUGGUCUAAAUAAAGUCAAACUCAAGCAUAUACCUAAUCAGAUGAAAGCAAACAAUGGAUUUCCAGAUGCUUGAUUUGUAUUGUUUACAGGUCUGAAGUGCAUUCUGGGAGUUUUUAUUGUGUAAGAUGGGAAAAGAAGAAAAAAAACACAGUAUUUAUAUUUUCCACUUCACUGUGACAUUUGAAACCUGCCCCCUGGCAUGACACUCCGACUGCCCUUCAUCUGAAACGUGUAGUGUUACAUUGUGUGUAUUUUUAACAACUUCAAUGAUGUGGUACCAGCAAGAAAAACCAGAGCAGGAGAAAAAUGCCCAAAGACAAUUCAGUGGGAUUUCUUUGAGUUAUAAAAAGAGGAUUUUUUUUCAACUUUUAAUCCUAUAAAAGUAAUUUACAAAGCAGAAAUAUUUCUAAAAUGAAUUACUAAAUACAUUAAGUGCUGGGUGUAAAGAUGAUGGAAAGCUCAAUGGGUCUUCUGCUGUAUAUCUUGAUCAAACACACGGAAGCAACAAAACUGUUGAUACAACAGCAAUAACUGUAUACACAUAUAUGACUAACUGUAAAUAACCUUGUUAAAUUACUGUACAUAUGUGUUUGCUCUAAAUAAUACUCUGACUAAUAUGUCUCAGGAGCGGACUGAGGGCAUUAUUUGAUUUGUUAACCGUUCCAUUUGUCUAAUUUGACUCAUGCGUUUAUUUCCUUGACUAACUUAUUUUUUGUCAGCACAACUCUUUAAAGAUACUAUGCACUGCAGCUUUUGCCUCACAAUUUAUUUAUUAUUUGUCAAGUCACAGCCAGAUUUAAAGUUGUGCUUCUGUUGGUUUUGCAUUGUCCUCCUGAAUCAGUCUACAUCUGCUACUCCAGGACAUUACACUCAGAGUAGGACUGGCUCAGGAUGAGUAUGAUAAUUUCACCUACCUGCACACUGCCUGGCUAGUUCUCUGCAUGGGUAGCUGCCUGGUAAUCUUGACCUGAAUCAAUAAAAUCAGUUAAUCUCUCAA
Messenger RNA from Oryzias latipes (Japanese medaka), 3199 nucleotides. RefSeq names its product SH3 and cysteine-rich domain-containing protein 2. Gene Ontology annotation, biological process: positive regulation of voltage-gated calcium channel activity; skeletal muscle contraction; positive regulation of protein localization to plasma membrane. NCBI's taxonomy places the organism in Eukaryota, Metazoa, Chordata, Actinopteri, Beloniformes, Adrianichthyidae. Gene Ontology annotation, molecular function: protein binding. The record is from RefSeq and is a predicted model, not a curated record.